AUGGGAAGGAGUUGGCCGGGCCCGUAUCUCUGUCACUGGCUGGUGCUGUCCGCUCUGGAGGCGGACUGCGCGGUGGUGGCCGAAACUGGCAGAGGUGGACGCCAGCGCCCGGCUUUGCUCGUUUCUACUUGAAGCUGUGAGUUCCUUUGGACAACUGAUGAUAUUUAUUAUUGUGCCCAGUUUCUGCAAAUGAAAAAUGGGUGGAUUAUUUUCUCGAUGGAGGACGAAACCUUCAACUGUAGAGGUUCUGGAAAAUAUAGAUAAGGAAAUUCAAGCAUUGGAAGAAUUUAGGGAAAAAAAUCAGAGAUUACAAAAAUUAUGGGUUGGAAGAUUAAUUCUGUACUCUUCAGUCCUCUAUCUAUUUACAUGCUUAAUUGUAUACUUAUGGUAUCUUCCGGAUGAACUUACAGCAAGACUUGCCAUGACACUUCCAUUUUUUGCUUUCCCGUUAAUCAUCUGGAGUAUAAGAACAGUACUUAUUUUCUUCUUUUCCAAGAGAACAGAAAGAAAUAAUGAAGCAUUGGAUGAUUUAAAAUCCCAGAAGAAAAAAAUACUUGAAGAAGUCAUGGAAAAAGAAACUUAUAAAACAGCUAAAUUAAUUCUUGAAAGGUUUGAUCCAGAUUCAAAGAAAGCAAAGGAGUUUGAGCCACCAUCUGCUGGAGCAACUGUAACUCCAAGACCUGGACAAGAGAUUCGUCAGCGAACUGCCGCUCAAAGAAACCUUUCUCCAACACCAGCAGGCUCCAGCCAGGGCCCUCCUCCGCAAAUUCCAGUUUCUCCUGGACCACCAAAGGACACUUCAGCCCCUGGUGGACCCCCAGAAAGAACUGUUACUCCAGCCCUAUCAUCAAAUGUAUUACCAAGACGUUUUGGAUCCCCUGCUACUUCAGUGCCUGGAAUGGGUCUUCAUCCUCCUGGUCCACCUUUAGCAAGACCCAUUCUGCCUCGAGAACGAGGUGCUCUGGAUAGAAUUGUUGAAUAUUUAGUUGGUGACGGUCCACAGAACAGGUAUGCCCUUAUAUGUCAGCAGUGUUUUUCUCACAAUGGCAUGGCUUUGAAAGAAGAAUUUGAGUACAUUGCUUUUCGUUGUGCCUACUGUUUUUUCUUGAAUCCUGCUAGAAAAACCAGACCCCAGGCUCCAAGACUUCCAGAAUUUAGUUUUGAAAAGAGGCAGGCAUUGGAAGGCUCAAGUACAGUUGGUUCCUUGCCCUCAGGAAAUGUAAUUUCAUCAGAGAACCAGAUCAAUGAAGAAUCUUUAGAAGAACAAGAUGUUCUAGAUAAUAGUACAGAACAGACAGAUGACAAAAUACCAGAUACAGAGCAGACAGACCCAGUGACUGAACAAGCAUCUGGCAUAGAGGAACCAGAGGAGAAACAAGAAGAGACCGAGAAUGAAGAAACCUCAAUGAGUGAAGACAAGUCCACAGUUCCCAGAGCUGAUGCUGUUCCUAAUCCUGAACUAAGUGGAGAAUCUUUGACAAUGUAGUAAAUGCUUCCAUGUGCCUUCAACUGGAUAUUUGUAGUCUUGCUGAUGUCAGUUAUUGCUUUUUAAGGUAGUGCUUUCUUUUUUUUCGCCCCCUCAAAGACAUGCUUGGUAUCAUUUGAAUUUCAGAUUGCCUAGCUAUUUCAAUAUGUCAAAGUUAUGUCUACUGGGUAUUAAAAUUAAAAGCAAAUGGUGUCAGUAAAGUAAAAUCCUUUUGAAUGUACAGAAACCCACAAUGUUUAGACAACGUUUAGGUAUUUUUUUCUGUUCUAAAAGUAAACAAAUAUAACAGAAGUUUUGUUUUCUACUUGUGACCUGUAAAUACAUUUGGCAUAGGAAGAACCUUGGUUAGGAAUAAGUUCUAAUAGCGUUUGUUUUAAGGAAUGAAAGUCAAUUAAGAUUUUUAAUACUUCAUUAUUAAAAUGGAUAGAAUUUUAACUCUUGUGAUAUUUGCCGGGGGUAAAAUAUCUAUUUAGGCAUUUACAUCAAGAGGUAUGAAAGUUAUUACAGUAACAAUAUAGGCAUUUGUGUGAAUUCUUACAGUUGAACAGUCAAGUGCAGUGUUACUUUUGAUGUCUCUUAUUUUGCAGCUGGGCCAGAGGUACCUGAUGUAUAUAAUUAGCUUAUGUUUACAUAUUAACAUAUAGGAAAUAUCUCUGCACUUGACUGUACUUGAAUUUUGAACAUUAUUUAUAUUUGUAAAAUAAUACUGAUAUUAUAAAUGAAUUUUGUGCUCUUAUGUGUAUUUUGUUAAGGAAAAUAAAGAUGAUCUGGCAGCAAUUUCUUUUUGUUAAAUAUCUAGACUACUUCAGACAAUAUCUUGGUAGAUGACUUAGGUACCUGAAAAGUCUUAGUAGGAAGAGCUCACAAUUCAGUAAAUCUGUAAAUUAUGCUGAGACAGAAUUAUGAUCCUUUUAUUCAAAUUUGUUACCUUUCAAGUUCAGAGAAUUAGUGACAUUUAGAGUUUCUAAUCAGAGGUUAGAUUUUUCUGAUUCAGGAAAACCUUAGGCCAUUUGUAGUUUUUAAUUUUGAGAGACAUAGUUUUGUGAGAAUAGGCAGUUAAUUACUAGUAGUUCAUUGGAUUUAAUAUGUGUAUUAAAGACUAACUGGCAAUUUUUUUGACCCAGAAUAAUAAUUAUUGUUGUUAUCUUUUCUAUCUUCUUUUUAUCUAUUACUAAGAAAAAACUAUCAAGUUAUGCCAAAGGAAGGAAUAUACAGGAAUGGUGUAUAUGGCAAGUAUUUCUAAGUUAUAUAUGGUUUGUUAAAAAUUAAAUAAAAUACCAUAUGUUAUUUAAAAAUUCACCUUUAUGAUUUAAUAUCUUAUAUCUGAUAGGUUUUUUAAAGGAACACAAAUAUGUUAAUAGUCUGAGAGUUUUCAAGAUUACAAGAUUGGGCUUGAAUUCUAGCUCUGCAGUCUUGGGCAAGUCACCUGACCUCACUGAGGUCAUGUUUUUUCAUCUUUAAAAUUGGAAGAAUGCCUACUUUUUGGAGUAUGAGGACAAUAAAAAGUAAUUUAUGUAGUGGGCCUAGCUGACUGUCUGAUAGUAGAUAUUUAUACUUUUGAUAUCUUUGUGAAAUGUGGAAGGGCUCUGAAUUCUUCUUGCAGAUAAGGAAAUGAAAAAAAAUAUGAAAUAUAAUUUGGCCGAUCAGAAUCAAGCCAAAGUUUUCUGAUAGGUUUUCUUUAUCAUAUACAUGUAUAUAAAUGCAUAGAUUAAGGCAAUAGGAACCUGAAACUGUGGAAUAUAAUAAUACUAUAGAAUAUAGUCUUUUUUUCUUUUUUGAUGAAGCUGAUCAGUUUUUUUGGUGUGUGUGUUAUUGGCCCAUAACACUUGAGUAACACUUUGCUCAGUCUUCUUGUUAUAAAACAUUCAAAUUCUGAAAAAUGAGUAAUCUCAGAGAAAUAUAAUUUAGUGAUAGAAUUAAGUAGAUAUCAGAAGUAUCUAUGGAAGAAGGUUAAAAUAGGUAAAUUAAUAUAAUGGGUAACAUGCUGUAAUCAUGUAGUACCUAUUAAAAUUAAAAAGUUUCUUCUGAUAAUAAACAAUUAAUGGUUGAAGAA
Capra hircus (goat) is the source of this 3539-nucleotide messenger RNA. It is a transcript of the gene LNPK, whose product is annotated as lunapark, ER junction formation factor. Gene Ontology annotation, biological process: endoplasmic reticulum tubular network organization. The coding region runs from base 197 to 1486 and encodes 429 amino acids. Gene Ontology annotation, cellular component: endoplasmic reticulum tubular network. Lineage: Eukaryota; Metazoa; Chordata; Mammalia; Artiodactyla; Bovidae. The transcript is spliced from 13 exons. The record is from RefSeq and is a predicted model, not a curated record.